Messenger RNA from Cornus florida, 1373 nucleotides. RefSeq names its product 28 kDa ribonucleoprotein, chloroplastic-like. Gene Ontology annotation, cellular component: cytosol. Lineage: Eukaryota; Viridiplantae; Streptophyta; Magnoliopsida; Cornales; Cornaceae. Gene Ontology annotation, molecular function: mRNA binding. Bases 134 to 1093 code for a protein of 319 amino acids. The transcript has 4 exons. The record is from RefSeq and is a predicted model, not a curated record.
UCUCUCUCUCUCUCUCUCUCUCUCUCUCUCCCCUUAUCCUCGCCUCUGCUGAACCCGCAACCACCUCCUCCUCUCUCUCCUCUUCCCUCUUUCUCUCUCUGCUAUACACACAUAUAUACAUAUAUAUAUAACGAUGUCUUGUGCAACAAAUUCUAUAUUCAAGCCUUUAGGAAUGGCCAACAGUUGCCUAAUUUCACUCCCAACAAUCUUCGGUACGAAAGCUUCAUACCCAUUUCUCUCAAUCCCAUCCAAGCCCAUCAAACUCCACCUCGCUUCCGCUCACUCCCCUUCACUACCUUCAUCUUUCUCUCUCGUUCAGAAGACCCGGUUCCCGAACGUGGUCGCCUUCGUCGCCGAAACCUCCGGCUGGGCUCAGGAAGACAAAACUGCCGUUAUUGAAGAAGAAGAAGAGGUCAGCUGGGAAAACAGUGAUGUGGGUGAGAGUGGCGAUUGGGAAGGCGGAAGCGAAGAUGAAGCAGGGGCGGUGGUGGAGGCGGUUGGGGAUGCCACAGAGAGUGGCGGAGAAGAAGAGUUUGUGGAGCCACCUGAAGAGGCAAAGGUCUUCGUUGGGAACUUGCCAUAUGAUGUUGAUAGUGAGAAAUUGGCUGAGAUUUUCAAUCAGGCGGGUGUUGUUGAGAUUGCAGAGGUUAUUUACAAUAGGGAAACUGAUCGGAGUCGUGGGUUUGCAUUCGUGACUAUGAAUACUGUUGAAGAAGCUGAGAAAGCUGUGGAUAUGUUCCACCGUUUUGAUUUAGAUGGAAGGCUCUUGACUGUAAACAAGGCUGCUCCGAGAGGAUCACGGCCCGAACGCCCUCCUCGUGUUUCUGAACCUUCUUACAGAAUCUAUGUUGGUAAUCUGCCCUGGGAUGUGGACAAUGGACGCCUUGAGCAGGUUUUCAGUGAACACGGUAAGGUGGUGGAUGCUCGGGUAGUUUAUGACAGGGAGAGUGGUCGUUCACGAGGUUUUGGCUUUGUAACAAUGUCGACUGAGGCUGAAUUAAAUGAUGCCAUCGCCAAUCUUGAUGGGCAGAGUUUGAGUGGGAGGGCAAUCAGAGUAAAUGCUGCUGAAGAAAGACCAAGGCGUUCCUUUUGACUUGAAAUGAGAUGAUGACCGAGUACACUGCUGGUAGUUUAUUUCUUCUAUAGUGAGUUUUGUAGUGGCAACAUUUCUGUUGGCUAUUGUUGCUCGAGUUGGUAAAAAGAUAAUGGAUUAUGAUCAUCUCUCCCCAGAAGUUACAAAGCCAACUAUUUUUUUCAGGUUUUGAUUUUUCUUUUUCUGCUGUGAAUCUGAGAUUGAAACUACACAUUUGGUUGUAGAACUUACUGAAAGAAUCUGUCAGAAAUCAAGUUUGUGUGCCCUCCUUUUUUGUGCU